CUUCCUCCUCUUGCCGUUUUGACACUGAUUAUUUUGGUAUCCCCGAGAACAUACCGUAAAAGCUUGUGUCACUUCUAAAUAGAUAGUGGGAGACCGACUGCUGAGAGUCCUAACAAGGCGUACAGUCAGUCAGACUGUGUUCAGAGAACUGACAGGCACAAGAGCCUCGAUAGCAGCCACCACCAGACAAGGUUGAUAAUAGACAGUAGAUGCUGGCUAAUGUCGACGUUAGCCAGCGAGUGAGCUAGCUUAGCUACGUGGACACGGGUAGUUAACUCGUGUCACCUGCAUUUCACCAGACAAACUGGUUUUGGUUAGAGAGAAAUACAGCGAGGAGACACUUGUCAUCGACAGUUUACAAGUCAAAAGGGUUGUCGGUGGAGAUUAACACUGCUAAGGUUGUAUGCACAGUGUUGCUGGUGAGCUUGGUGGCAGACAGUGCCCAUCAGGUUGGCACUGGGACACAGAGCCGACAAUGAGAGCUCUGGCUCUGGGUGUUUGCUGGCCAGCAUAGAUGCAGAUAUGCCCCAGUGGCCCGCAUCCUGAUGGACCGAGACACCUUCUCCCACAUCCGUCUGUGGUGCCCACGCCCCUUUGGCACCUACUCCCAGAACAAAGCUAGGAGCCCAGGCUCAGGGGGCAGCAGUGGAGGAGGUGGUGGAGCAGGUCCCCCCUCCCUCUGCAAGGCUGAGCCCUCUCCAGGUGCCAGAAGGACGGUGGAUGGAAGUGAAGAUGGAGGGAUGAUAGUGGGGGUGCAGGAAGAGAAUGGAGAGGAGGAGGACGUGGGCUCGGAGAACACUCCACCAGAACCUGAGCUUGACUCCGGCUCCUUGACACAGAGUCAGGCCCCUCCGUCAUCUUCGGCCCCUCCCUCACCACCCUCUUCCGGGUCCCAGAUGGAAGAUGGCCGUGUGCUGUUAGACACCUGGUAUGUCAUUAAACCAGGCAACACCAAGGAGAAGAUUGCCUUCUUUGUUGCACACCAGUUCAGUGGAGCAGGCCAGCCCAGACCCAGUGCCAUGAAGGUUAAAGGUAACUGGGCAACUGAUUGCAGUAAAGCCAAAAGACGAAGACGAUGCUCCUCCUAUGACCCUCCGACACGCUCCCAAGCUUCAGAGCCACACCUCAGCCAUGACUCCUCUCAUGCACCUCAUAGCCCUGAUGAGCCACCACUAGGAGGGGUGAAUGACACAGACCUCCUGUCAGUGGCAGAGAUGGUUGCCUUGGUCGAACAGAGGACCGCCAUGGCCCUCCAGGGAAUUGUGGCUGUUCAUGGGAACCAACACCAGCAGCCCCCUACCACCACUCACAAUCAAGGCCUUGCCCCCCACCAGCACACACUACUCCGGGGCACGGUGUCAGACCCCACACCUAUGGUGUUUGUGUCAGACAGUUCAAGUGGCCAGCCCUCUAAAGAGGCCCAGGUGUCAUCUUCUCCCAUCCAGACAGACCAGGAGCUGGAGGAGCAGCAGGAGUCAUGCAGGGUUGCUCAGGCCAUCGCGCACUUUGAGUCUCAGAACCUGGAGAAUCGGCUCCAUCUGGGCGCUGGUUCUGGAAUAGACUCCUCUAAUCGAGACAGAGAAAGGGAGCGUAGACGAGGAGGGGAGUCUGGCAUUGUAACCCCUCCUCCGCCCCCCAGCCACAGUCACGGUGAGGUCAGGAUAGCUUUCCGAGUGUCAAAUCUGGACCCGCGGUCUCAGUUGGAACCAGCUGGCAGGUCCCGCUGUAUGUUUAUGAGCUGUGGUGGUGGGAGUAACCAGGCAGCAGCCAGGGCCAAAGAGAAAAUCACCUGUGACCUCUACCAGCUCGUCAGUCCCUCGUCGAGAGAUCCCAGUAGUCUCCUGCUUGCUGCCACAACUGCUGCCCCCAAACCAGAUGGAGACCACCAUCACCCAGACAGACCGGCAGGUGGCAGCCCAGACCCAACCCAGGAGCUUUCGUCUGGAGAGAAGAAAGCUGUGGGUAUGGGGAGGGAGCGAGUCACUGGCUUCCAUGUGGAGGUGGUGGUGACAGGUGCUGUGGACCAAUGUGUGUUUUAUGGCAAGGACAGUACAGAGAAUGUGCAGGAGGAGACCGUGUGUUUUGCUAUGCCUAGUGGGGGAGGGAAUGGUGGGGGUGUGGGCAGCUCCACUGACCCUUCAUCAGAUGAUCCCCCUCCUGGACAGCUCUUUUUCCUUCAGCCCCCGCGGGGCCAAGAGGAAGAUGUUAAAGGACUGGCCCCUGGCACUGGGUCAGGAAUGUGCUCUUUGGACUGUGCCAACAACAAUGGCCCUGGGGCGGGGGUUGCAUUGGGCUCUGGGGAGCGGGCCACUCGACCAGACUCUCCUAGCGUUGUGGAGGACUGUUCAGACCCUUCGCUGUGUCGCCUCUACCGCCACGUGUCCCAUGACUUCCUGGAGAUCCGCUUUCAGAUUCAGCGCCUCCUAGAACCGCGCCAGUACAUGCUGCUGCUGCCCGACCACAUCAUGGUCAACAUUUUCAGCUAUCUGCCGACACGCUCCCUAGCAGCCCUCAAGUGCACCUGCCACUACUUCAAGGCGUUGAUUGAGACUUAUGGGGUGCGGGCGGUGGAUUCACGCUGGAAUCAAGAUCCUCUUUACAGGGAUGACCCCUGCAAGCAGUGUAAACGGCAGUAUGAGCGCGGGGACGUUUCCUUGUGCCGUUGGCACCCCAAACCUUACCACCACGACCUGCCUUACGGACGAUCCUACUGGAUGUGCUGCCGGCGUACAGACAAGGACACACCCGGCUGCCGAGUUGGGCUCCAUGAUAACAACUGGGUCCAGCAGCCUGCUGAUGGCUCUCAGCCCAUCCGCGCCAAGAGGGAGGACAGGAGGGAGGAGGCCAGGUAGAGAGGAAAGAGUACACCUCACACAUAGCAACUCUCAUCUCCUCCUGUGUACCACCUCCUUCUCCCUCUCAUCUCUGUCCAGGGGACAAAUAGGGGAAAAGAGAGGAGUACGAGGAGAAAUCAGCACUCCAGGAGUUUUAGUUUUUCUUUGCUCCAGCAGGCCUUCCUCAUACUUUGCCCUCAGUGGAGGGAGGUUGAGAGGUGAAGAAGGAAGAGAGGUGUGUCACUCUCCUUGCCUUUGUUUUUUUUUUUCUUGUUUUUUUUUUUUCCCCAAGCCCUCCAGAAUCCCUCUUUCUCCACCCACUGUGUCCAGAAUGGCACCUUUUUAAAAGUUUGCAUACCAGGGUUGGGGUCCCCUCCUGCUGCUGUCAGUCAGCCCUCUUUCUGCCUCUUAAUCAUUUGGGUUUCUGUCGAACUCCAUGCAUCGUUGUUAGGUAAUUCAUGUGAAAACUUUGCAGUGUAUUUGAUUGAGAUUAGCAUUCAUACAGUGACGCAUAGAAAUGUAAUGCCCUAGAGCCUGCUUACCGUUCCCAAUACUUGUUCUAUGUUCUGUGUUGUAUCACAAACUUCCAUGUUAGCUGUACAAUGGUGCUUCAAGGAAUAAACUGUACCGAGUCCAACAGAUGUAAAACUUCUCAGUGGUGGAAUGUUCAGCGUCGCUAUAGAAAUGUGAUUGUAUAAAGCAAACUUGAUUUUCUGUUGUACAAGAUUGCCAUUUGUACCUGUCCUGCGCCACAAGUUUCUAUUUUUCUGAAUGUGCUGUAACGUACUAUGUUGAUCAGUCCCCUGAUAAUGCUGCUGAAAUCAUUGCCUGUGUCACUGACGUUAAUUCUGAAAUAGCCAUACCGUUGGUUAAUGACAGGCACAGACUCUGUAUUAGCCGGUCUAACCGGCCACGCAGAGCUGUUCUUGUCAUUGUUUCAGAGUGGACCCUAACCUUGCUGACCAGCCAUAAAGAGGAGCCACUGAGUAUUUACAGAGAAUUAUGGGAGAUGGACUUUAAUGAUUAAGACCAGUGGGAUCAAAUGGGAUUAAAAAGAGAAACUUGAUGUCACUUUGUAUGGUUGAUUGACUUGCUUGUUUGACAUUUUGGGGUUUUUUUUUCUUUUUUUUUUGUUUGGCUGUUUUUAUUGGAGUGUGUGUCAGAGAAUGUUUGCUGUUGUAUUUGCUUUUAUUCUUGAGGACUGUGUUCUCCCUGUAUCAGUCUGUGGGCCUACUCAUCCUGCAAAGAUGUAUUUUUUUUAAAUACUCCAUCUUUGUUUUAACCCCCCCCAACUCUCUUCCUUUCCUCCUCCCUUCCGUCCUCCGAUUCGGCAGAGGCCAGUCUUUGCCAAAGCCGUCAUUCAUGCUUCGAAGCGAGUGAAACCAACUACCACAGACAGCAGAAAACUCUCUACACCAGCUUCCAGCCUUAAAAGCCCCCUACCUCUUACCCACCCUGCAGGAGACUGAAGCGUCAGAUACCUCACAGAUGAUUUAGAGUAUUGGGAGGUGCACAGGACCCUGUAAGUGGCAAGAUUUCAGAUGCUCGAUAGACUCAAGUGAGUUUAACUGGAUCCACCCGUAACUCUGUGUGUGGGAGCGUAAGAUGAACAGUGCCUGGUGACGGCUCUGACUCUCCAUUCUUGGGGAAAAAACUAAAAACUCUCUCUCCUCCCCCCUCUCCCUUGCUUUUACACCUCCCCACCUGCAAGCUGACAGACUGGACAUUUAGGAACUGAUGGGAUGAAUGAUGCUAAAAGUCUGCAUGGAGGUGGGAAGAUGGUUGGGUAGUCAUGGGAGAACUCCGUAGGUUCCAGACAUGUACAAUGCUAAUGGAAAAAUAUCUGCUUAAAUAAAAACAGAAGUGAUGAUUAAAAACUGGAAAUCUGAAUCACU
Toxotes jaculatrix (banded archerfish) is the source of this 4729-nucleotide messenger RNA. RefSeq names its product F-box protein 46 (gene fbxo46). Gene Ontology annotation, biological process: intracellular signal transduction. Bases 546 to 2852 code for a protein of 768 amino acids. The transcript has 3 exons. NCBI's taxonomy places the organism in Eukaryota, Metazoa, Chordata, Actinopteri, Toxotidae. The record is from RefSeq and is a predicted model, not a curated record. Gene Ontology annotation, molecular function: protein binding.